Molecule: messenger RNA, 603 nt
Organism: Westerdykella ornata
Lineage: Eukaryota; Fungi; Ascomycota; Dothideomycetes; Pleosporales; Sporormiaceae
Exons: 3
Coding region: 1-603 (200 amino acids)
Source: RefSeq, a predicted model, not a curated record
AUGCCUGUCCCAAGCUAUGGCGCGAUGCCUCUGAGCAAGAUGUUCUGCCUCGUGCGGAUCUUGCAGGUCGUUGCCAUGAUCAUCAUCAUUGGCAUUGCAUCCAACUUUGUUUCUCUCAUUGUUUCGUCCGGUAUCGAGCCUCCAAAAGAAGUCGUCGGUACUCUCAGCGUGACGUGCAUCGCAACCCUCUAUGUCGCAGUCAGCAUCGGCUUCUACUGGUCUCAAGCAAACCUCGGACUCCUCGUCAUGUCCGGUGUCGACGGCCUGCUGCUCAUCGCCUGGAUCGUCGUCGCAGUGACAGUCGGCAAACCGCUUUCAUUCCUCAACUGCUAUGUCAUCGGAAAGUUUUCCAAAGCCACCGAUGCCUCUGCCGCCUACGCCUUCACCGUCUCGGUGGCCAACAACCUCAACACCAUGGGCUCGACCUUGGGAAUGGGUAGCUGGGCGGGUGCGACCAAGUCCAACUGCUUGCAGUCCAAGACCAUCUGGGGACUGAGCAUCGCUCUCUGCAUCCUGUUCACCACUUCGUGCGUCCUGCUCCCGACACUCUGGUACAAGAACAAGAAGGCCAAUCCCGCACCCAAGACGGUCGAAGAGGCAUAA